UCAAUACGGCUCGGUUUAGCACUGCUUCCGGGUGAGGGAGGGAGAUAAAAAAAAUCAACGAACGGUUUAUCCGAGAGAGCGGGAAAAAGGCAGGCCGAGAUGGAGGAGGCGCCGCCGCCGGCGGCUGCUGCUGCUGCUUCCCCUCGGGACUGCCGGGUGCGGUGCUGCUCGCGGCGCCAGACGGCCGAGUUGUUGGACUACUGCCAGCCUUUCGUGCGGAAGCUCGGGGAGGGCCAGCCGGUGGAGGCCGAGAGCUUGGAGCAGGCCGUGGUCGAAGCGAUCUGGAACUUCGAAACAGCUGUACAAGAGAAUAUUACUGUUAACGGACUCCCAUGGCAGGAGUCAUCAGAUGAUCCUCAAAAUGAUACGGAUAUCAAACUCCUUGAAGAUCAGCUUGAUGAGUUAAUAGUGGAGGUGGCAUCCAAACGCAAUCAGUAUCCCAGAAAAAUUCAAGUGCAUGUGGUCCAAGCACUUAAAAGAAAGCAAGAGUUAUUGGGCUGCUAUCGACCUCUUGCGAAUCAUCAAGAGAUAAAAGCAGAGCCUUCUCAAGAUUCUCGUAUGGCCGACUUGAGGCUUUCAACAAAAACUGCAUCCAGGGACAUUGGAGAGUCGUUUAAGUCUCUGUCAUCCCUUGUAGAAAAAGCAGAGGGUUUCUCAAAAGCAUUGUCUAUGCAACCAACUUUGGGAUUAUGCAAACUCCAUCAAGAAAUCUGUUCUGGCUCAGAAGUGAAAAAGGCGGAUAACAUUGAAGUCAAAGAUCUUUUGUCGCAAGUGGAAGUCACACCCCCAGAAAGUGGUACCAGUAAUUCCAUUCUACUGAAAAAAAAGAGACGAUCUUAUUCCCCACAGAAACACUACCCACUUCGAGCAGGGGUAAUUAAUCUUGAUACAUGAAAACUUUUUUGUGGGGGACUACUGUGUAGCCUCCCCUGCCCCUGAAUCUGUCCAGAUAAAUAUAGACUGGUUCGCAAAAGCAUCAAUAUUGAUGUCGCCUGGAAUCCAUACCACCAAACCGAUCUUAACUGGAAGUUACAGAGUUUUGUUGUUGAGUCCUCUCAUAUAGCUCUGAAUACUUCGCUGGACCAUCUCUUACUAAUUUUGAGCAUUGUUCUUUGAAACCUGAGGCUGCUAUACUUUUGCUGUAUUAUAGCAGACUGAUCCAGCUACAACAUCUUGAGCUGCUUACAACUUCUGAAUGGCCAGGGAUCUCCAGGGCGUACGUGCAGGAAGCUGUACUCUAGUAAAGCUCAGUUCAAGCCGAAGACUUCAUGCCAUGGGGAGCAAAGAAGAAAGCUAAAAAAACAAAACCCUUCUGCAAAUGUCCAUGUCUUUUAGCAUAAAAGGGUUGGUGGAUCACAGCAACAGUUUGCAGUUGUGUGUCAGUAUUGCUUCAGCAUUUAGUUUAUUUGCACAGGUUUGUUGUGAACAUCAGGAGAUAGGUGCAGGCAGAACUGGAUGUUUGGUUGCAGAAUCAGUCUCCACUAAACAUCUAGGAAGUGAUGGAGGAAGGAUCCAAUUUGGAGGUUGGCAGGAGUGUUCAAGCCAUUCCACACUUGCGUCUUCUCCUCUGCAUUCCCUUUCCCAACAGCUUUUCUCCUAGUUACAGAACUAAUGCAUUGAGGAUUCCUGCUGGGCAAAGGUUAUGUAGGGGACGAAUAGCAAGUGAGGAAACAACUAAGGAUCUGUUGCAUACCCACCAUUUCUUCCUUCCAAAACUGUUUAAAUGGCAACUCAGGUACCAAAACAUAGGUCUGCCACCAGAUGUGUUGUUUUGUCCUGAAAAGUAACCCGGAAUAUAUGCAACAUUUGGAAUUGUAAGGGAAUUCUUGGCUUGCAUGUAUUGUAGCAUCUUGAGACAGUCUUCAUUAUAGUGUGUAUAUACGUCUGCCGUUAACCUUCUUAUGGUCUCUUGAGUACUGCCCUCAUCUGUACCUCAAGCGUACAAGGUUUAGGAUUACUAAUCCAUCUAGUAGAUUGAAAGUGUUUAGAUCACAGUAUAAAUCUAGAAUUCUCAUAAAUUAAUUUUGAGCCAUGCUGCUUUUCUGUCAAACUUGCCAGUACAUCUAUGUUUGCCGUUCUCACAAAAAGUGAAAGAGAUGGCCUCUUUUAGGGGUCUCUUUAAAACACAGUGCCUGAUCAUAGAUGGUGCUUGAUUGACGGGCAGUUUGACUGCUGAUCUCCUAAAGCCAGAGGGGAAUGUACUUUUGAGUUGCAUCUGCCUGCUGAAAGGAGUGGAGUGAGCUGAAACAGAAUUGUUUGUUCUGAACCUGGCAGCGUAUAUUCAAUGAGAGCUGUAAAAAAGCUAUUUUGAAUUUGGGGGUACAGGACUUGUAUGCAUGCUUGCUUUGCCACAGAAUGCUUGGUCAGUGUGUACAUUAGUAAAUACAUUACUACACUUACUUAGCUUCCCCCGCCUGUGAAAUUCCCACCAUUUCGGAAACAAUAUAUGUACAGUUUAAAACAAGACUACAUUGGUGAGGCUUAUUUAUGAAGUACCUAAAUCAAUGUUAUUAUCAGGUAUUUUCUUUUUUCCUAGUUGAAAUUUACUGAAAAUUACAUUUUUUUUCUGAAAAUGGCGGUGGGGGGGGGGAAUGCUUGCCUCAAUGUUAAUUAUUGUGGGGUGAAUCCAUCUAAAUCAUAUUUGGAGUAGACUCAUUAAAAUCAAGGGAUUUAAGCUAAUCAUGUUUAUUUCAAUGGGUUUACUCUAAAUAUGACCUAGUUGGAGUCCAUCCUGUUUCUUUUAAAAAAUAUUCAUUAAACAGUCUGGCCAAAAUACUAGGAGUGGUAUCUGAAUGGUUGGUAGUCAUUAAACAUGCCCAUUAAUGUCAAUAGGUCUCCUCUUAAGUAUGUCUAACAUACUUAACAUCACCCUAGAAACAUAUUUAACUCUGCUCUUGAAAUUCUAUUUUUAAAGAUUGUGCUUGUGGAAUAGGCCUUGCACAGUGAACAUGUACCCUUGCCUUGUCUCCUUUGUAAAAUGUAUAUUUGUAUAUAAAAUACAUUUUUUGUACACCA
Messenger RNA from Podarcis raffonei (Aeolian wall lizard), 3015 nucleotides. RefSeq names its product NSL1 component of MIS12 kinetochore complex (gene NSL1). The coding region runs from base 100 to 894 and encodes 264 amino acids. The record is from RefSeq and is a predicted model, not a curated record. Gene Ontology annotation, biological process: mitotic sister chromatid segregation. The transcript has 6 exons. Gene Ontology annotation, cellular component: MIS12/MIND type complex; kinetochore. NCBI's taxonomy places the organism in Eukaryota, Metazoa, Chordata, Lepidosauria, Squamata, Lacertidae.